This is a messenger RNA of Branchiostoma floridae (Florida lancelet), 2692 nucleotides long. RefSeq lists its product as uncharacterized. Lineage: Eukaryota; Metazoa; Chordata; Leptocardii; Amphioxiformes; Branchiostomatidae. The transcript has 15 exons. The record is from RefSeq and is a predicted model, not a curated record. The coding region runs from base 209 to 2692 and encodes 827 amino acids.
GCUCAGCUAUCUACUCCAGAAUUUGCAGCAAGGGUUUGGAUAAAAGACUCUUCCAAACGGUCCAUGGGAAGAAAAUUUUCCGAUGUCUUUUAAUGAUACGACAAGGUGUGCCUUUUGUCGUCCAAAUUGAUAUUUCGUGCACGAUAUUCCACAACUAAACUACCUGAAGAGUGCUUGGUUGAGGGCCCUUGCGUAACGGUAAGACACCAUGUCCCCAACCGCCUGGGUUUUGGUGCUCCUCCUGGUGACGGGACUGUGUGUGGGUGCGCUGAGGUACGAUACAGAAGAGGAGGGACUGCUGGCCAUGGAGAAACAGGCUGAGGGGGAAGCCGUGAAGAACAAGCGGCUGCACCUGCACUGGAUUAACUCCUACUACCAGGUAAGCCACUCCACCCAGUGUGCUCAACUCUGCCGCCUUACCCCGGACUGCAAAUCCUACCAGUACCGCCAGGAGGACGGACGCUGUGAGAUCAACAAUGCAACAAUGAGAGAACAUCCUUCAGACUCUAAGAUCGAGAACGGAUGGAGCUACUACCGACGUCAGGCCAUAGCAUUUUUUGGCAUUUGGAACCCUUGCAACAAAGGAGGCGCCCCCUGUCGGAACGGAGGAAUCUGCACCUCCCUCCUCCUGAAGACUCCCCAGACUGAACCGAACCACUGCCGUCCAACCUGCGUCUGUCCGGCUGGUUUCCAUGGAGACGACUGUGAAAUAGACAUGCGACCUAUAGAAGAUCCACUUGUAUGGAAGCAACAUGGGUCGUCUCUCUUCAAGGUUGUCACAGACAAAGAUAUAACGUAUAUGGAGGCGAGGGAUGCCUGUGCGGAAGAAGGAGCCAUCCUGGCGGUAGUGAAGGAUCAAGAGACGCACGACUUCAUCGCUACUCUCAGAAACACGUAUGCCAACAACGCCAAUGUCUGGAUAGGGUUGAACGACAUUGACAACGAAGGCAGUUUUGUGUGGGAAGACGGCAGUCCACUUGAUGGAUUCAAUCAAUGGCUUGCGGGGCAGCCCAAUAAUAACAAAAAUAAGCAAGAUUGUGUUGGAAUGCAAAGUUUGUGGAACGAUCUCAGUUGCUCGUUUGGACGAGGCUAUGCCUGUCAGAAAAGGAUGUACGAGUGGUUCCCGGUGCAGGCGAUUGGUUCAUCGGGAACUCCCUGGGCUGAUGACGUCAUGUAUGAUGCUGCCAGGACCCUUGACGAAAACCCAGAGACGUACUGGCACCCGGCGCGCCUGGAGCAGCACUUCAACAACUGGUACGUCAUCUACGACAUCGGGGACAACCGCACGCUGUCCAGGAUCAGUCUGACGAACUACGGAGACACCGUUCACGACGUCAAGGUAGGUCUGAACCUGGACCUGAUUCUCCGGACUUGGACUGUAGCUGUACCUGAAUUUUUCUGUACCGGUACCCGCCCCUACGUCAAGGCGUUCAAACUGCAGAAAUCCGUCAGCUGCGACCUGCCGGACUGGACAGACGUCCUGACCGUCACCGAUGUGGCAGCCGGCACCAACGCCUCCCAGGAGUUUACUGGCUUCACGGGAAACUCUCGGUACUGGAGGGUGCUGGUCAUGGAGACGCACUCAGGCUGGCCACCGUUCCUGGUGGAGACGGGGUUUCCAGAAGUAUCACCAGUGACAACUGACCAGACAUGCCAGGUCAUCACUACAGACAGUGGGGGUGAGGUGCGGAACCCACUAUACCCAAAGCGAUCGUCCUACUCGUGUGAGGCUAUGGUGACCUUUGACAGCCAACAGUCGGUGGAACUGACAUUCGGCAGUCCAUUCUUCGUGGAUAAGCAUCCAGAAUGCCGCUUUGACUAUGUGGAGUUGUUUGACUAUGUAGGUGACAAGUGGCAGAGUAUAAAGAAGUUUUGUGGACGCUCCCGGCCUGGUGACGUCAUCCGUUUACGUGGGAACGCGGUGAAGGUCGUCUUUCACGCCGACGUCAGCAUCCCCUCUUUGUUCUCACUUGCCUGGCAGUCCAAAUAUGUGGUAUCAAACAAUACUGGCGUGAAAGGCUGCAGCGCCCUCUAUAGACCAGCUUGCGACUUGCCACUGGGAAUGGAGUCAGGACAUAUCACGGACGCCAGCAUCUCAGUGUCGACUCAAGAUCAUGGCUACGGAGAUUGCUCGGGUGUUCAGGGCAGGCUCAACAGGGCUUUAAACCAUGCCUGGUGUGCUGGUGCAUUGACCCCGGGUCAGUGGAUACAGGUUGACCUUGGCCAUGCGACCGUUUCCGGGGUCAUCACCCAGGGCCGCAGAGGCACCGCACAGUAUGUGACGUCAUAUAGGCUUUCGUUCAGUGAAGACGGCAACUCUUGGACAACCUACAAAGACAGAGACGGCUCAGACAAGUUGUUUACAGGAAACACCGAUGACUGGGGCCUCGUGACUCACAUUCUCCACUCACCAGUCACCACUCGGUACAUCCGCUUUGUCGUGCAGACCUGGCAUAGUCACAUCAGUAUGAGAGUGGAGGUCCUGGGGUGCUCCGUAUGUCCAAGUCUGACGGCUCCUACAGAUGGAAGUAUGACCACAAACGUUUACGGUGACGUGGUGGACUUCACCUGCAAUUCGGGUUACAGACUACAGGGGGCUCCUAGCGUUACGUGCCAAGCUGAUGGCCAGUGGACCUCAAGGGAGCCGACUUGUACUGAACAAGUUACCAAAUCCGCACAAGGGAAAGAAUAG